Molecule: messenger RNA, 1029 nt
Organism: Salvia hispanica
Lineage: Eukaryota; Viridiplantae; Streptophyta; Magnoliopsida; Lamiales; Lamiaceae
Source: RefSeq, a predicted model, not a curated record
AUGGCAAGUGGUAGUGGUAGUAGAAGUGGCAGUGGUAGUGGUAGUGGUGCGGGUGGUAGCGGUGCUAGCGAUUGGCGCCAAAUUGUUAGGGAUGAGCUGCGUGCCGUUACGUCUAGGGAGAUAAAUCGGGCAUUACAAGCGGCCAUGCAGCAGCAGCAACAGCCGGCGGUACCUCGACCCGUCCAUCGUCGCACUUAUAUACCUCGUGACCACAUCGCAGCACACCAUCGGUUGUACGCGGACUACUUUGCUCCACAGUCGCGGAUGAGAGAGGAUGCGGUUGGUAGACCGGGCCACACGCCCAUUCAGAAGUGCACUUCAGCGAUCAGGCAGCUGGCUUACGGAGGUACGGCCGACAUGUUCGACGAGUACCUCCACAUCGGCGAGACGACUGCCCGCGAAUUCCUUGAGGUGGUAGCUGACUACCGGUUGUGGAUUUGGCAUGCAUAUUUUGAAGUAGUCGGUUCGAACAACGACAUCAAUGUCCUACAAUCGUCUCCCCUUUUCAACGACCAAGAACUCGGUGUUGGUCCGGCUGUCAGUUUCGUCGCCAACGGCAACCAGCACAACAUGGGCUACUAUUUGGCGGAUGGGAUCUAUCCUAUGUGGCCCGUCUUCGUGAAAACGAUCAGAUGCGCAACAGAAGAUAAGAAGAAAUUCUUUGCGGGUCGUCAGGAAGUAGCGCGCAAGGAUGUGGAGCGGGCAUUUGGUGUGCUCCAAAGUCGAUGGGCGAUAUUGAGGGGUCCAUCAUGGUUGUGGGAUAUGGAGACCAUCGCUGAUGUCAUGUACGCGUGUAUUAUCAUGCACAACAUGAUUGUCGAAGAUGAAGGUCCAGCAUUGACUGAGUGGGCCGAUGAUGAUGGUGUCGGUCCAAGCCACGGUGUGGCCACCUCCAGUGCAUGUUUGGGGGUACCCCAGGAAGGGCUCGACCGGGUCCGUGCGUUUGCCGACAUGCGCCAACGACAAGCUCGUAUUCGACUCCAGAACGAUAUAAUUGAAGAGCUAUGGUUGCUUCGGGGUGGUCGUUGA